This is a messenger RNA of Dendroctonus ponderosae (mountain pine beetle), 3187 nucleotides long. RefSeq lists its product as uncharacterized. Gene Ontology annotation, cellular component: intracellular membrane-bounded organelle; cytoplasm. The coding region runs from base 134 to 3067 and encodes 977 amino acids. The transcript is spliced from 18 exons. Gene Ontology annotation, biological process: xenobiotic metabolic process. Gene Ontology annotation, molecular function: iron ion binding; oxidoreductase activity, acting on paired donors, with incorporation or reduction of molecular oxygen, reduced flavin or flavoprotein as one donor, and incorporation of one atom of oxygen; heme binding. The record is from RefSeq and is a predicted model, not a curated record. NCBI's taxonomy places the organism in Eukaryota, Metazoa, Arthropoda, Insecta, Coleoptera, Curculionidae.
UUGUUCUAAAUGGGUUACUUAGUUUAAGUUAUUAAUACCAAAGCACGCCACUGAAUCAUGGGAUUUACGGGAUUUAAAUACUCCCGAAAAUGGUACUGAAGGGCAGUACGUAGCACAGCGUGAAUAAAAGAACAUGAUACUUCUGUGUGUAUUAGUUUGUUCGGUAGUGUUUUGGCUAUGCUUCUCAUGCUUCAGGCCCAAGAACUAUCCUCCAGGCCCGGGUUUUCUCCCAAUUGUAGGCAACCUAAUGUUUUACAAAAAUCAACACAAAAAAUUGGGUUUUCAUCAUUUGGUCUGGAUGAACUUAGCUGAAAAAUUUGGACCAAUUGUAGGCUUAAAAUUAGGCAGAAGCCUUGUAGUGACUGUUUCGGGUCCUGCCGCUAUUAAAGAAGUGUUGACCCGGGCAGAAUUCGAUGGUAGACCGGAUGGAUUUUUCUUCAGAUUGAGAACUUUCGGAAAACGCUUAGGCAUCGUGUUUAGUGAUGGACCACUGUGGAAGACGCAACGACGAUUUUCCCUCCAUCAUCUACGAAAUUUUGGUUUCGGCCGCAAACAGAUGGAGGAGAAGAUCCAAGAUGAAUGCAAAUCGUUCGUCGAAAAACUGAAUGAAAAAUGCAACUUACCGGUGUUUAUGCACAAUGCUUUUGAUAUUUCUGUUCUGAAUGCUUUGUGGGCCAUGUUAGCUGGAAAACGUUUUGAUGUAGACGAUGAGAGACUAACAACACUGCUUCAAAUCAUACACGAGUGCUUCAGAAUCGUCGAUAUGUCUGGGGGCUUAAUCAACCAAAUGCCUUUCAUAAGAUAUUUAGCCCCAUCAGCGUGCGGUUAUAAUCAAAUUUUGGAUGUUUUAAAUCGAAUGUGGACAUUUUUGCAAGAAACUGUUGAUGGACAUAAACGCACAAUUCUGUCCCAACCUAGAGAUUUGAUAGAUGCAUUUCUCCAUUCCAUGACCAUUAAAGUCGAUGUAUCGUUUACAGAUGAUCAACUGAUCGCGCUGUGUUUGGAUCUGUUUAUGGCUGGAGCUGAAACAACCAGCAGUAGCCUUGGGUUUGCCGCAAUGUACAUGGUGCUCAAUCCAGAUGUUCAAAAGAAGGUUCAAGCAGAGCUGGACGAAGUGGUGGGCAGAGGCAAAUGGCCAACGUUGAAAGAUAAAGGGAAUCUAAAGUAUACUCAGGCUGUUCUCCUCGAGCUGCAACGAAUAUCGAAUUUGGCUCCCAUGGGAAUUGCGCAUCGAGCAGUAAAAACCACAAAGUUAAUGGGAUAUGAUAUAGCAGAAAAUACGAUUAUUCUUACUAACUUGUACAGCCUCCACAUGGAUCCCAAAAUAUGGGAAAAUCCAAAAAAGUUCCAACCGGAACGGUUUCUGGAUCGCAAUAAAUUGAAUGCGCAUGAAGACUAUUACAUACCUUUUGGUUUAGGAAAACGUCGUUGCCUUGGUGAAGUUUUGGCGAAAACCAACCUUUUCCUGUUUUUUACAGCACUUUUGCACCAUUUCACAUUAGAACCGGUCGAAGACUGGUACCCAGAAGCGCUCCCCUUUGAUGGAGUUACUUUGGCUCCAAAACCGUUCAAAGUGAAACUCAUCAAAAUUAUGCUGACCGAAAUUUUACUUUUGGUUCUAUGCAUUAUUUUGCUUUUGUACUACAUUUCGAAUGAUGGAUGCCAAAAAUUUCCACCAGGGCCUCCAUGGAGACCAUUCAUCGGUAACGGACCCGAACUCAGAAGACUAGCAAAGGAAUAUGGGGGGCAGCACUUGGCAAUCACAGAAUUGGCCAGAAGAUACGACACUGAGGUGGUUGGAUUAAAGUUGGGCAAGGAACGAGUGAUUUGUGUUUGCUCCUACGCCACUGUACGUCAAGUGCUGACGUCAGACGAUUAUCAGGGGCGCCCCGACAAUUUUUUCAUGAAAUUGCGAACGAUGGGGACAAGAAAAGGUAUUACUGUGGCAGAUGGCGAUCUAUGGAAAGAGCAACGAGCAUUUCUUGUAUCUCAUCUGCGAGCUCUUGGGUUUGGAACAACAUUGAUGGAGCAAAUGAUUAAAGAGGAAAUAAAGCAGACCAUCACUUUGAUCGAGAAGAACGUUGAAAUGGUUGAUUUAUCCGCAACAUUGGCUCCGUCGAUUUUAAAUAUUCUGUGGACUUUGACUAGUGGCAAAAAUGUUAAAGGAAACAACCGAGUCGAAAAGUUGUUGCUACUGCUCAGACAAAGAACACGUGCCUUUGAUAUGUCCGGCGGAACUCUGAAUAACUAUCCCUGGCUCAGGUUCGUUGCUCCAGAAAAAUCUGGAUAUAAUCUAAUGAAAACCAUUAACAUUGAAGUACGAAACUUGAUAAUGGAAACCAUCAAUGACCAUAAAAAGAGCUGGAAGGACGAGCGAUGUGACGACUUUAUUUAUUCGUUUCUAACUGAAAUGAAGAAGCGAGAAGGAAAACGCAGCUACUUUUCGGAAGAGCAAUUGGUUAUGGUUUGCCUGGAUAUUUUCAUCGCGGGAUCGGCCACCACAAGCAACACCAUCGACACUGCGUUACUGGCCAUGAUUCUUUACCCAGAAGUCCAAGACAAAGUUCAUCAGAGCUUGGACAGCGCUUUUAAAAAGAAUGCAGAUGUUUCCUAUUGUGAUAAAGAAAGGGUUCCCUAUGUGAAUGCUGUUUUACUAGAAUGUCAAAGAUAUUUUCCGGUAGUUCCAGUUAUUGGGCCGAGAAGAGUGUUAAAAACUACCCAUUUAGAUGAGUACCUUAUUCCAAAGGAGACAACAGUAUUAUUAAAUCUGCAUUCUGUGCAUCAUGAUCAAAACUACUGGAAGGAUCCAGCGGUUUUUAGGCCGGAGAGAUUUUUAGAUGAGAACAGUAAUCUGAUUUGCCAAGAUAGAGUGCUAACAUUUGGAUUAGGUAAAAGGAGAUGCCUAGGUGAGGCUCUGGCAAGGGCGUGUUUAUUUUUAUUUUUUGUGGAAAUUCUUCGAAAAUACAAAAUCGAAUAUACCGGCAGCACAAAACCGACAGGAAAACAAACUCCAGGCAUGAUCAUGAGUCCAGAACAUUACAAAGCCAAAUUUUCACUUAGAGUUUAAUGCAGCUCAAUUAAUACUUCCAAGAACACGUUCCACAUAGUAUAAAGUAAAAGAGGUGUAAUUCCAUGACAAGUAACGAUAAAAAUGUAGCUUAAUUCAAUAAAAUAACUAAGUUUCCUA